Molecule: messenger RNA, 6662 nt
Organism: Planococcus citri (citrus mealybug)
Lineage: Eukaryota; Metazoa; Arthropoda; Insecta; Hemiptera; Pseudococcidae
Gene: VGAT
Product: vesicular GABA transporter
Exons: 2
Coding region: 240-1871 (543 amino acids)
Biological process (GO): amino acid transmembrane transport
Cellular component (GO): vacuolar membrane
Molecular function (GO): L-amino acid transmembrane transporter activity
Source: RefSeq, a predicted model, not a curated record
UUUUAUCUUACUCUAUAGUAAGCUAUAACCAUUUCUUUAUCGGUCUUCCAUUAUUUUAAGGUUUUUUUUUACUCGUGUUGUUUUUGUUUUUUGUUUUAUUUUUUAUCUAUUAAGUAAGUAAUUUUUAUAUCUAAAACGUACGCGUGUUUAAUUUACCUAUAUAAAUUUCCAAAAAAGAUGAACGUAGCGACGAAGGCGAAAAGUAUUCGAUACGUGUUUAGCAUGUAACCUCGCGUUCGAUGGCUCAAUUCGGCAGAUUUUAUCUACCUCCAUUUAGCGCUGUUGUAAAUGUGGUACGCGAAACAGCCAAAUCAAUCGUGCCUGAAGAUAGCCCUUGCUUGGAGAUAUUGAAAAAAGCAACUGGUAAUGAUAAAAAUCAACCCCAAAAUGAUAACGCCGCCGCCACCGCCGAACAGACGCGAUUUACUCAGAAUAAAAAACCACAAAGCGGAUACUCGGGCAUAUUCGAAAGUAACACGUCUUACGACGAGAUAGAAGGCGAAAAUGUCGCUAAUAAGAUCGACUACGAUGGGCAACCAUAUCAGAGAUCAGGACCUCAGAAAUUCUCCAUCGCUCCGGGUAGUUUCGAAGAAAGCCAAGAUUUUGGCGACGAAUGCGGCGAGUUCAAAAGCAGGCAUAAAAUUAACGAAUGGCAAGCUGCUUGGAAUGUUACUAAUGCUAUCCAGGGAAUGUUCAUCGUCUCGCUGCCAUUCGCCGUCUUACGCGGAGGAUACUGGGCGAUAUUCGCAAUGGUGGGAAUCGCUUACAUAUGCUGCUACACCGGUAAAAUCCUGAUCGAAUGCCUUUACGAGAUCGACCUAAACAACGGUCAACGUGUCAGAGUACGCGACUCAUACGUCAGCAUAGCCAGCGAAUGUUUCGGACCUGUUUGGGGAGCCAGAGCUGUAAACGUGGCUCAAAUGAUCGAACUACUAAUGACUUGCAUACUUUACAUCGUAGUCUGCGGCGAUCUGAUGAUUGGUACGUUUCCAGAUGGUUUCAUAGAUGGUCGAAGUUGGAUGUUCAUCACCGGUUUGUUCCUGCUACCUUUGGGUUUCGUAAAAUCACUGCAUCACGUAUCGUUGCUAAGCUUCUGGUGCACCAUGUCUCAUUUGGUCAUAAACGCCGUUAUCUUGGGUUACUGCCUGCUGGAGUUACCAGACUGGGGCUGGAGCAAGGUGAAAUUUCACAUAGACACGAAAAAUUUCCCCAUCUCUUUGGGCGUAAUUGUGUUCAGCUACACGUCGCAAAUUUUCCUGCCUACUUUAGAAGGCAACAUGGUAGAUAGAUCGAAAUUCGACUGGAUGCUGGAUUGGAGCCAUAUCGCGGCCGCCGUUUUUAAAUCGCUGUUCGGUUACAUUUGCUUUUUAACGUUUCAAAACGAUACUCAACAAGUGAUCACUAAUAACUUACAUUCUCCCGGAUUCAAAGGUAUGGUCAACUUCUUCCUGUUCAUCAAAGCGUUGUUAUCGUAUCCGUUACCGUAUUACGCUGCCUGCGAAAUACUCGAGAAAAACUUCUUCAAAGGACAGCCGGAAACGAAAUUCCCAUCCAUAUGGUAUCUAGACGGCGACUUGAAAAUAUGGGGAUUGGCGUUCAAACUCGCAGUCAUCGUUGGUACCGUUUUAAUGGCCGUGUCCAUUCCGCAUUUCGCUAUUUUGAUGGGAUUCAUUGGCAGUUUCACCGGCACCAUGUUAUCGUUCAUUUGGCCGUGCUAUUUCCAUUUGAAGUUAAAAGGUAAUUCGUUACAAUGGAAAACUGUGAUUUUUGAUUGUUUUGUUAUUUCUUUGGGUUUUCUGUUCGGUAUCAUCGGCGUAUACGAUUCCGGAUCCGCUAUGAUCGAAGCUUUCGAAAUUGGUCUUCCAUUUUAAAACCUAUAUUAUUACUAUUAUAGUGGUCGUCGUACGUAUUGUAUAUACCUACUUAAGGAAUUAUGUUGACUGUAUAUAUCAUACUUCCCUCUCACCCUUUAUUCAAAAUGUUCGGAGUAGUUGAAAGUAGCUGAAAUUAACGAUAAUUGUUUAGAAAUCCGCUUUUGUGUAUCAAAUCAGCAAUUCAUAUCAAGCAAAAACAAUAGAUACCUAUUUUGAAAUUAAACUAAAACGUUGAUAAGGAUCCUGUAACUGAAUUGAGCUGGAAAGCAAAUCUCAUCUUUCAUAACAGACUGACUCAGCUACUUUAUAAUUCUGUAUGCAAUUUUUUUUUUCAAAAGUUAAAAACCGUAAUGUAGGUACUAUAUUUACCUACCUACUUGUAGUAUGUAGUUAACAUAGAAAUAAGUAUGUUGAAUGUAUUUGUGAACCUUUUGAAAAUUUUAUAGAAUGAGUCAUAAACGAAAGUUAUAAGGCAAAAGAUAAUCUAGUUGAUGUGCUCCGUGUAAAAAAGUGUGAAAAGCAUGCUUAUAAAACAUAAUUAAUACACACAUGAGCGUUCACCAGGUCUGUGUCUAGAUUGAGGGUGAGUUUAGAUGGCUCUAAACCACUUGGUUUAUUACUCACAAGGGAACCUCUUGAGGUGUCACACUCCGAUUUGAACGGGACCGCGAUUUAUGGAAAGAGCAUAGUCCAAAACCUUCAAAACCAAAUUUUCAGCUGCCCAAGUUCAUUUUUCGAUUUUUGGCGAAUUUUUGAAAAUUCAAAAUUGGCUGUUUUUGGCGAUUUCUGCUUUUUUUAAAAAAAGUACGUACUUGAUCAGUAAAAAUGGUCAAAAUAAAUCCAAAAACUAAUACUAAUUACCCAAAUCCAAAUUUUACCAUUUCCAGCCAUUCUGGAGCCUCCAGGCAGAUUUUUCAAUUUCUCCAGAAUUUUGAAUAUGCUAAAGAAGGCGUGAAUAUGAAGUUGGGCAGCUAAAAAUCGAGUUGUAUAUUACACUCGAUCUGUUUAACGAGUUUAUGCACAUUUGAGCCGAUUUUGAGAGUAAAACCUCAUAAGUGGUUUUUUGACCAGCUUUUUUCAAAAUCAAAAAAUCCAAAAAAUCAAAAGUUUCCCGUUUGUGUGGAAAUUUUUGAAAUUUACGCGAAUCGCUGUAUUUUAUCCAAAACUAACCCUCCAAAUCCAAAUUUCACAAUUUCCCGCCAUUCUGGAGCCUCCAGCGCGAUUUUUCAAUUUCUCCAGAAUUUUGAAUUUGCUCCAGAAGGCGUGAAUAUGAAGUUAGACAGCUAAAAAUCGAGUUGUAUAUUACACUCGACCUGUUUAACGAGUUUAUCCACAUUUGAGCCGAUUUUGAGAGUGACACCUCAAGAGUGGUUUUUUGAGGUGUCACUCUCGCUCCAAAACGGCUGGAAAUGGUAGAAUUUGCGCUCCGGGGGUUAGUUCUUGAAGAAAUACAGCGAUUCGCGUAAAUUUCAAACAUUUCCUCACAAACGGUUAUUUUUGGAUUUUUUGGAUUUUUUAAUUUUGAAAAUAGCUGGUCAAAAAACCACUCUUGAGGUAUCACUCUCAAAAUCGGCUCAAAUGUAGAUAAACUCGUUGAACAGGUCGAGUAUGAUACACAACUCGAUUUUUAACUGCCCAACUGCAUAUUCACGCAUUCUGAAGCAAAUUCAAAAUUCUGGAGAAAUUGAAAAAUCGCGCUGGAGGCUCCAGAAUGGCGGGAAAUUGUGAAAUUUUGAUUUGAUGGGUUAGUUUUGGAUAAAAUACAGCGAUUCGCGUGAAUUUCAAAAAUUUCCACAAAAACGGGAAUUUUUUGAUUUUUUAAUUUUGAAAAAAGCUGGUCAAAAAACCACUUUUGAGGUGUCACUCCCAAAAUUGGCUCAAAUGUAGAUAAACUCGUUAAGCAAGUCGAGUAUAAUAUACAACUCGAUUUUUAGCUGCCCAACUGCAUAUUCACGCCUUCUGGAGAGAAUUCAAAAUUCUGGAGAAAUUGAAAAAUCGCGCUGGAGGCUCCAGAAUGGCUGGAAAUAGUAAAAUUUGGAUUUGGGUAAUCAAUAUUAGUUUUGGGACUUAUUUUGACCGUUUUUACUGAUCAAGUUCGUAUACUUUUUUAAAAAAAGCAUAAAUCGCCAAAAACAGUCAAUUUUGAAUUUUCAAAAAUUCGCCAAAAAUCGAAAAAUGAACUUGGGCAGCUGAAAAUUUGGUCUUGGGGGUUUUAGACUAUGCUCUUUCCAAAAAUCACGGUUCCGUUCAAAUCGGAGUGUGACACCUCAAGCGGUUCCCUUGUUAACUCAUUCAGGAUGCGUCACUACUCGUCAAAAUUCAGCGUUUCUGCGUUGCUGAUGAUAUCAUUAAUCCACCUUUUUACUUAAUUUUCCUGCUGGGUGUCCCUUAAAUAAGAGUCUUAUCAUUCAACUUUAUAGAAAACUCAUUUCAAACUCAAAUAUGUAUGUUAUUUUUUCAAUGAUUAUUUUGAUUUUUUUUCUGGGAAUUAUGAAAUGAGAAAAAAUCAGUAGAUAGAUUUAUUGGUAAUUCGAAAAAGAGUUCCUAGCCUUUUAAAAUGGGGGGGGGGAAUCCAAAAUGAUGGAUACAGACCUGGUUUGCUCAUUAGUCUGAAAAUUAGUCAUGAACUAACGAAUUUUUCAAUAAAAUUAAAAAGUUAGUUAUUUUCAUCUCGGAAUGAUAUUCCAACUUACCUCUAACUCGACUCACCAUUGAAGACCUUGUGAUCUUGAUGGAAGGGUUGCAGUAGACGAGAAAUCCGUUGGAUGCGAAUCUCUGCAUUAUUUCAAUUUGGAUAUUACACUACAGAAAUGUUUGCUCAAAUUUCUCUCACAACACAUCAUCAAAAUUUUUAUGUUUUAAUUGACACUUUGACUUUUUGAAUAAAUUCAAAAUGUUUAUGAAUUUACAUUUGGGAUCAUCAAUUAUUUACCUAGACCCACCUAUUUUUUAUAUUUAUUUAGUAGUAAUUCUAAUUUCUAACUCUUUAAGUUAUCAAAGUUGAAAACAAUAUUAUCUACACGUCGAUUUCUAUUCGCUCGAGUGUCAAUUAAUGAUAAUACCUAUUUUUAAUUCGAUGUAUUUAUAUAGGUAUUAACCUGCAUGAAAAAAUUUUUAUUUGAAAAUCGAACGAGUUAGUAUUUCAAAAACAGCCAAGGAAAUCAUUUAUAUUAUCAUACCCAUAAGUAUGUGCAAUAUAUUGGGUACCUACCUACCUAUUCGAUAUUUUGUAAUGCCUAUUGGCGCAUCUGGAAUUUAAAUUGAAUCCGGUUUUUUUAUUCUUUGUUUUUAUUUCUAUUUUAAAAAUCAAUAAUCAUGCUCACCUAUACCAUCAUGCAAUAAAAUUACACUUCCUAUAACUAAUUUCAAUUAUGUGAUGUGAUGACCAUUUUGAAAAUCUUGCAUACCUAAGGGCAAAUUUGUUACUAACGAAAUGAUGCGGCGUUUCGGAAUAUUACACGUACCUAUCUAUAGUUUUUACAUUGUUGAUCUUUAUAAUAUAUAUAUAAUACAAUACGACGUUGUCGAAAAAUAAUUAGUGAUAGAAUCUAAUAAGUAAUUACGUCUUCCUUACAAUACUUAUUUUUAAUCGUGUAUCGAAGUCUUCCAAAUUAUACAAUAUUGACGAUGAGUCUUUAUUUUCAUUGUAUUAUUUUUACAUUUUACCUUGCAGUAUUCUGUAUUUUAAUUUAAUUAUCGCUUAAUCGUGAUUUUAUUACGUGCUGAAUUUAUGCAUUUAAUACAUAGAUAAUUUGUUUAUAUUAUUUUUUUAAAAUUGUUCAUCAAUUUCAAAAUGACUGAUAAAAUUCGGAGUUAUUUUAUAUCAUUCAGUAGAAAAUUUUAAAAACAUUUCAAUUUCUUUUUUUUUGUUUUUAAAUUAUAAGUACUUAUUUAUUAUUAUACUACCUACCUAUUAACUGUAUACUCCGUUGUUGUAGUGGAUAAUUGAAAUUCUUCAUUGUUGAUUAUUAAGUAUAUUUUUUUAUGUAAAAGAAAAAAAAAACGAAAAAAGAACGAAAAAUCCAAGUACAUACAUGCUCUAGGUAAAUACCUUUAAAACAGAAUAACAUUUUUCGAGUAAAUUUACAAAAUUUGUAAGACACAAACUAUGUGAUAGAAAGAAAGAAUUUUUAUUUUGCCUUUCUGAAAAAUGUAUAUUAUUCUACCUGAUUGCAAAAGGCGUAAUAAUCACAAAAAAGAUGAAAAGAAAAGUUAGUUUUCAAAUCAAAAAGAACUUUCAUUUGGAAAUUUUUUUUGUACUGUACUCUCGUGAAAAUAAACAAUAAAUAAAAUUUACUUCGAUUCGAGAUCGAAAAUCAUGAAUAUAAAAUUAAUUAUUUUUACAAUUCAAUACCUGUUGUUUGUUGCGUAGAUUUGCAUUCGUAAGUAGACCCGAAAAAAUAUGAAAAUUAGGAUCUACUUUACUUCCAUCGAUAAAAUAUUUAAAAACAACGAUAUUCAAGUACAAAAAUUCACACACUCACGUGAUUAAUGUUUUAUUGUGUUCUAUUCUGUUCAUAAAUUAUCAUUCGAGAUGAAUAAUUUUAUAAAAUACCUAUAUCAUGAGGAUAAAUUACAGUGUCUUCCAAAAUAUUUUCUACAGUCAUUUAACUCGUCUUCCAUUUAUUAUUACCUUAUUUUAUUCUUAAUAAACAUAAAUUUUGUUAUCAUGGUAACUUAUAAUGUAUAAUUUUUGCUUCUUUUUUUACAUUAUGUUAUUAAUGUAGCACAGUAUAUAUUCGUGAUGAAAUAAUUUCAUGAAAUAAAUACACGAUAACUUGAUCGAAG